Messenger RNA from Fonsecaea multimorphosa CBS 102226, 1629 nucleotides. RefSeq lists its product as uncharacterized. Lineage: Eukaryota; Fungi; Ascomycota; Eurotiomycetes; Chaetothyriales; Herpotrichiellaceae. Gene Ontology annotation, molecular function: NADP binding; N,N-dimethylaniline monooxygenase activity; flavin adenine dinucleotide binding. The coding region runs from base 1 to 1629 and encodes 542 amino acids. The transcript has 2 exons. The record is from RefSeq and is a predicted model, not a curated record.
AUGGCCAUCACAGUCGCCGUCGUCGGUAUGGGCGCUCUCGGGCUCAUGGCGAUGAAGAACCUCAAGGAAGAUGGUUUUGAAGUGACCGGUUUCGAGAAGCGAAACUGGGUGGGAGGGGUCUGGAAGCAGUCGUACGACUCGACGCUCUCGGUCACGGAGAGGACGGUGUUCAACAGCAGUCGAUUCCGCGCCGCCAUCCCAGACUACCCUUUCCCUGAUUCCGUGGACGAUUUCCCCACGGCGAAACAGAUCUGGGAGUAUCUGGAGAGUUACUGUGACCAUUUUGGCCUGCGGCCGCAUGUUCGCUUGAAUACCGAAGUCAAGACGUUCACGAGGACCCGGGGCAAAUGGGCCGUCGAAUACGUCCAGGAUGACGGAUCUAGUCACACCGACUUCUUCGACAAGCUGAUCAUCUCGCCCGGCUCCUUCGUCGUUCCGCGGUCACCCAAGUUGAAGGAUAUUGACAAGUUCGAGGGAGACGUCCUCCACGCCAUCAAAUUCCCUCACCCUUCUCGCUUCCAGGGCCAGAACGUUCUCCUGAUAGGGCUUCAUGCGACCACGCAGGAUCUGGUAGUCGAGUUGGCUCAACAUGCCAAAAAGGUAUACAUUGCGCACAGGAACGGCUUGCUCCUGAUUCCUCGCUACACAGCAGAUGGCAAGACGUACGACCAAUCCCAGACCAUGACGCUGAUGUUCCUCCAAGUGUUUCUGGAGAGAUGGUUCCCCAGGCUGUGGACGUGGUUCAUCGACUGGGCCUUCGCGGCGAUGUCGAAACAGGCAUACCCCAACCAGCGCAAGGAGUGGAAUCUGACGCCGGCCCUGUCCCUCGCGAUAUCGACGCCUCUGGUCGCCGACGCCAUCUACCCGCACCUCGAGAGCGGAUUCGCGGAGCCCGUGGCCGCGGUGCAGGAGAUCCUCGGACCAAGCGCCGUCCGCCUGACGGACGGGCGCGUGCUCGACGACAUCGGCUCCAUCAUCUACGCCACGGGCUACGAGUCGGCCGUGCCGUACGCGCCCAAGGAAUACAACCCGUACCCCGUGGCGGACGAGGCCCCCGUUCUCUACCGCAACAUCUUCCCGCUGCAUGAGGACCCCGACGUGCGCAACUCGCUGGCCUUCCUGGGCCAGGGCGGCUUCCCGUUCCCGGGCUUCGUGGUCUUCGAGCUGGCCACCAUGGCCGUGUCGCAGAUCUGGCUGGGCCGUUCACACCUGCCGCCCCUGGCGGAGAUGCGAGCGUGGCACCGCGCCCACCUCGCCUGGCGCCAGAGCCAGGUCCGCCGCUACUACCCGUCCGCGAUUCAGAGGAAUUUCUACGCCAUCUUCAUGCCCGCCCACGACCAGUUGCACUGGCUGGACCGCACCGCCGGCACGGGCAUGUUCGCGCACUUUUCCCCCUUCAGCUGGCGCGCCUGGCGCUUCUGGUGGUCCUGCGACGACCGCGACUUCUACCGUCUGUGCAAGUCCGGCCUCCUCUCCCCGGCCCUCUGGCGCCUGUUCGACAUGGGCCGCCGCAAGCCCUGGGCCGGCGCCAAACAGCAGAUCAUCGAGGAUAAUCGGUUCGUUGAAUCGCGGCGGCAGGAGAGGUUGAGGGCCCUGGAGAAGUUAGGGAGCUCCGGGACAUCCACUUGA